Molecule: messenger RNA, 3594 nt
Organism: Gryllus bimaculatus (two-spotted cricket)
Lineage: Eukaryota; Metazoa; Arthropoda; Insecta; Orthoptera; Gryllidae
Source: the annotation of a GenBank genome assembly
GAGAGUAAAUAGUUGGCAAUGGUGGUGGUAAUAUAAUGCUCUCUGAUGGUUGGCAGCUGCGGCGCGUAUAGUUUGUACUGUUUGGUGUUUCCCCGUAUGUGAAUAAAGAAGAAAAUGUGCUAGUUUCCGGGUGAAGUGUUUAGGAAAGAGUAAGAAUUAGGAUUAUUGAAGUUGUUGAAAUUUUGUGUUGUGGAGGAAAUGUGUAUUUCUUAAAUGAAAUAGUGAAUGAAGUGACAAUGAAAAUUGCAAUUGAAGGAUGUGCUCAUGGACAAUUGGAGAUUAUUUAUGAUUCGAUCAAACAUUUAGAAGAAAAAGAAAACGUUAAGAUUGAUUUACUAAUAUGUUGUGGAGAUUUUCAAGCUACAAGGAACCUUCAGGAUUUGAAAUCCAUGGCAGUUCCACCAAAGUACCAAUCAAUGUGUUCGUUUUACAAAUAUUACUCGGGAGAAAAACAGGCCCCUGUCUUGACUGUCUUCAUUGGCGGAAACCAUGAAGCCUCAAAUCAUCUUCAAGAAUUGCCUUAUGGUGGUUGGGCUGCACCAAAUAUAUAUUACAUGGGCUAUGCAAAUGUUAUCAACAUUGCUGGUGUCCGCAUAGCAGGCCUCUCAGGAAUUUAUAAAGGACAUGAUUACAUGAAAGGUCGUUUUGAAAAGCCACCGUAUUCAGAAGAUACCAAGAGAAGUGUGUACCAUGUUCGCAAUUUAGAUGUCUUUAGACUGAAGCAGCUUCAACAACCUGUAGAUGUGUUUCUAUCUCAUGAUUGGCCUAGAGGUGUGCAUCAGUUUGGGGAUGAAAAUGGUUUGUUGAAGCUGAAACCUUUUUUCCGGGAGGAUAUUACCACAAACUCUUUAGGAAGUAAGCCUUGUGAAGAACUCCUCCAUUUUCUGAAGCCCACAUUCUGGUUCUCGGCUCAUUUACAUGUAAAAUUUGCUGCAGUUAUUCCUCAUGAUUCAGAUUCUACUUUGGGAAAGAAACAGAUGACAAAAUUUUUAGCUUUGGAUAAAUGUUUACCCAAACGCAAAUUUUUACAGAUCAUCGAAAUUCCACAUGACACCAGCAAAACAAUUGACUUAGAGUAUGAUUUGGAAUGGUUGGCUGUCCUUCAUUUAACAAACCAUUUGUUGAGUGUGAAGAAAAGCUUCAAUUACAUGCCAGGACCUGGUGGUGAAGGGAGGUGGAAAUUCUCUCCUACUUCUGAAGAACUUGACUUGGUUCGAGAAAAAUUUGGAAACAACUUUCUCAUUCCAAAAAAUUUUAUCCCAACUGUGAAGGCGCAUCUGAACAACACAGAAAAUAACAGCAAAAAUAGUGGUCAGGCCUCAGUUUUACUAAAUCCACAAACAAUCACUUUUUGUACUCAACUGGGGAUUGAUGAUCCUCUAGCGCUGUUGCUGAACAACCCAAAUGAAAGCUUUUUAAGUUCCAGUAGCGUUUCUUCUCGCACUCUUCCUAGCUCUCUCACACCGGAACGCUCCGGAGAUUUUACGUCCUUCAACGACAGCUCAGAAUUGUCAGUGCUAGGUGAUAGUUCAGAAAUUGAAGUGAGUUCAUCGUUUACAUAUACUCCUUCAGGAGAAGGAAAUAGUACAUCACCAUUGUCAGCAAGAAAGUCGAGUCUAGUUCUGCCUUCACCUCGAAAUAGUAUUGAAGAUUCGUUCAGUAAAGAGUGUGAAGAAGAUGCAAAUGAAUCUUCUAAGUUUUUGGAUGGCUCUUCGAGACGACAGUACAUCUCGGCAUACAGUGAAUUCAAAAAGUGGUGCAAGGAACGAAAAUCCACUUCUGUUGACGAAGAAAGCAUUUUAGUUUAUUUAGAUGAUUUGUCGAAAAAUUUAGCUCCUUCAACAUUAUGGGCUCGUUACUCUAUGUUGAAAGCCACCAUUAAUACAUAUGAGAAAGUAGAUAUCGGUACCUAUAAAACUGUUCAAGCUUUUUUGAAGGGAAAAAGUGAGAACCACAAACGGAAGAAAUCCAAAGUGUUCACUCCAGCUGAAGUAUCGAAAUUUUGCAACGAGGCUUCAGAUGAAACAUAUUUAUUGCACAAAGUCGUUUUUGUUAUUGGCUUGUCUGGUGCAUGCAGAAGGGAAGAACUUGCAAACAUAACCGUGGAAGAUAUAAAAGAUAUGGAGGGAAAGAUGUUGCAUAUUACCAUACCGAAAAUGAAGACUGGUGUCGAACGUUCAUUUACUGUGGUUGGAGAGUUUUAUAACAUAUGCAAAACAUAUCUUAAACUACGCCCAAAAGAGUGCAAGUGUAACCGUUUUUUCUUAAAUUAUCGAGCUGGGAAAUGUACAAAUCAACCUGUUGGAAUUAAUAAGAUUGGUGCUAUGCCACGAGUAAUUGCCUCUUUUUUAAACUUGUCAAAUCCAGAAUUAUAUACUGGUCACAGCUUUCGACGAACAUCAGCAAAAUUGUUGGUUGAAGCUGGUGGAGAUAUCACUGCACUGAAGAAACUCGGUGGAUGGAAAUCAACACCUGUUGCUGAGGAUUAUGUGGAGGCUUCUAUAGGUCACAAAAGGAAAAUUGCCGAACAGAUCAAUAAUUCAAUUUCAAUUUCAGUAUCGUCUACUUCAAAAUGUACUUUGGAUUCUAAGUCAUCAUCUUCAAAUUCUAGUUAUUCAUCAAUAAAUGAAAUAUCAUGUGAAGAACUGAAAUUGAAGUGCCGGAAAAAAAAUUCUAAUAUUAAACAGAGAGAUUCAUUUGAUGUACAAGAUGUAGAAGAAAUAUUUUGUACUCCGUUUAAUGUUAUAGAGCUCAUAAUUCACGGGAAAGAAACGUGUGAUCAUACUGAAGGGGAAAGUAGUACACAACCAAAAAUGAAAAAAUUUAGAAGACGCAAUGAAGCCAUAUAUUCUAGUGCUGAUGAAGAUUAUUAGAGACGCCACGUGUUGCGGGACGAAAAGAAAGAAAAAGUACAUUAUUUUUUUGAAAUAAUGACUUGCGACGUCAUAAAUGUAGACAUUUUAUAUCAAUAUUUUUAUUCAAAUAGGUUUUUACGAACUUUUGGAUAGUAUUUCCAACCAAAAGUGGAUGCACUGAUAGUGACUAUUAUUGAUUAUUUCUGAUUUCUAAUUUGUGUUGAUAAAUAAAAGAAUCAUAUUGUGUAUUUAAAAAGAAAAUAAUUGGGUGAAUGUACAUUUGCAAAUUGUAAAUUUGAGCAUUCAUAUCUGUUGUGUUUAUAUUUCUGAAAUAAUUGAUUUGCAAUUUUAUGUAUGCACAGCUGGUUGCAUAACAUGUUUCGUGGUUAUUAAUGUAUAUUCCUUUUGCAAUAAUUUAUUAUUUUAAUGAAUUUGUUUAGCUAUAUUUUAACCAGAUUUUAUUUUAUUGUAAAUAUGAUAUAAAAUAUUGUAAUUGUGGAAACAUUUUAUGACAAUGGAAGGAAUUGCAUUUUUCGGGAUAUUGAUAAUAGAUUUUUGAGAACAAAACCUCUGCCGUUUGUUAACAUCCUACAUAUCCUACAAAUUUGUCCAUUUGCUAUAGUUCAACGUGCAGACCUGGCAACCAGGAAAAUAAACUUGAGAGCCAAUCUGGGCUGAAAAGAAUGAGUUUCCCCUCAAAAAUGUAUUAUUCAUUUGAGCGAGAACUUCCGUUUCGGAG